Molecule: messenger RNA, 4450 nt
Organism: Gekko japonicus
Lineage: Eukaryota; Metazoa; Chordata; Lepidosauria; Squamata; Gekkonidae
Gene: DIDO1
Product: death inducer-obliterator 1
Exons: 6
Coding region: 63-2111 (682 amino acids)
Biological process (GO): apoptotic signaling pathway
Cellular component (GO): Set1C/COMPASS complex
Source: RefSeq, a predicted model, not a curated record
AAUGGCGCCAGGAAGAUCCUCGUGCUUCUGAAUUCCCCAGGACAGGUAAUGCUGUAGGGAUUAUGCUGAGUGAUUCUGACUUCCUGCUGCCCUCCAGUGACUCUUCUUUUGGCUGGAGUCCAACCACUGAAAAAAUCCCAGCAACCUCUGUGUCAGAAGUAAAAUCUGGAACAGAAGAAGGGAGUUUGAAACCUGUGGCCCUAGACACUGAAUCUAAUAUGGAAAACACUUCUUUGGCAGCUUUGGAUGACAAAGGUGAGCAGGGCAAUGAAGAGGAACAAAAGACCGUUAAACCCACUAGUAAGGAGUUCAAGAAGACGUGGGGUUUUCGGAGGACCACGAUUGCAAAGCGCGAGGGCUUAGGGGAUACAGACAUGGACGUUGCUGAACAGCAGCCCUCUCCGCAGCAACAGAGCUUGGCCCUUAGGCGUAGUGGGCGACAGCCCAAGCGCACUGAACGGGUAGAGGAAUUCCUUACAACGGUGAGGCGCAGAGGGAGGAAGAACCUUCCUGCCGCGCUUGAGGACUUGAGUGAGCCAACGUCCUGCCAAGUUACGGACAUUGAGACGGCUUCUGAAGGUAGCGUAGAAAGCUUGACAGAGAUAAAGCCUGCCUCCCAGAAGUGCCACUCCAAGGACAGCAAGGGCCAGUCAGCUCAGAAAGGCAGGAGCACCAAAGAAGAAGAGGAGGAGGAGGAAGAGGAGGGCACCUCUGACAGCGACAGUGACGGGUUGACCUUGAAAGAGCUUCAGAACCGCCUGAGGAAGAAGCGCGUUGAGCAAAAACCCUUAGAGCUGACUUUAAAAGAGUUGCAGAAUCGCCUCCGAGGAAGGCAGCCCCCGCGGAGCGCUGCUGCUGCUCCGAUCGAUGCCCAGGCAGGCAGUCAGGUUAAAGGCGAAGCAGCUGUGAAGCAAGAGCCCAAGAAUACAGAGGACAUUCAGGGCAGAGAUCAAGACGUUGCCACUGAGGAAGUUGCGGAGGAGGUUCAGGUGAAGGAGGAACCUCCGGCACAGUCGGGCGGCGGAGCUGAAGGAUCCUUAAAGAGCAAGUCAGAAUCUGAGGGUUAUGACCCCAGUGCUCUGUACUGUAUCUGUCAGCAGCCUCAUAACAACAGAUUUAUGAUUUGCUGCGAUAGAUGUGAGGAAUGGUUUCAUGGGGACUGCGUAGGGAUUUCAGAGGCUCGUGGACGACUGUUGGAAAGAAACGGGGAGGACUAUAUCUGCCCAAAUUGCACCAUUCUGCAGGUUCAUGAUGAGUCAGCCACCGAAACUCAGCAACGAGAAACUGUGCUGGGGCAGUUAACAGGCGAUGGCACGGAACUCACAAGCAUAGGGACAGUUGAGCAAAAGUCGAGCGAGGACCAAGGCAUCAAGGGUCGGAUUGAAAAGGCUGCAAAUCCAAGUGGGAAGAAAAAACUCAAAAUAUUUCAGCCAGUAGUUGAAGAGCCUGAAGCAGCCAGUUGCAUUGGACCUGGUUGUUCUAAUGUGGCUCAACCAGGUUCUGUGUACUGUGGACACGAGUGCAUUAUCAAGCACGCUACGGCCACUAUGAAAUUAAUGAGUGAAAGCAAAGAACAGAAACCGAAAGAGAAGAUAAGAGUGAAAGUUGAACGAUCUGUUGUCCAGAAAUCCCAGCCUCCGGCGGGUUCCAAACCUCCCUCCGUACAGAAGAAAACUGCUCCUGAGAAAAGAGAGAUGGUCGUGAAGAAAACAGCGGUGGCAGCCCUUAAAACCGAAGGCAGUGCUCAGACAGUUGCUAAAGAGCAGCCAGCCCCAGAAAGCAGCACUCCGUCCUGGGCAAGCGAUCAUAAUUAUAAUGCAGUAAAGCCAGAAAGGACUCCUGCCAUUUCAUCAUCACUGUUGUUCAAAUGUAUGUAUCUCACAGGGAUAUUCCUCCGCAGUCGUUUACCGUUUCCUUGGUCACUUCCCCCACCUUUUGACUCUGCAAAGUUAGAAGGGGCUUUUAAUUAUUCCCUCACCUCCUCCCCAUCUUCAGAGAUUGCACACGUACCUCUCAAGAGCUUUGAGGCUCAUACAUGUUAUUGGCAACUUGGGAUUUAUUCACAGGUUGUGUAUACAGAUGACUUUUGCAGGCAUAUAAGAGCAGGUUAACUUACAUAAUGCUCUCCAUAGGUAAUAUCUAUAUCUCUAGGUAAGUACUGUAGGUAAUGCUGUCUGCUGAUUUCUGAAGGUUCUAAUGUACAAAGUAAUGGUUAUGCUCACUUCAAUGUUAGUCCCUGUCCACCUUUGCAUUUUGGAUUGGGAAUGCCAACAAACAAAGGAAUUCUAAACGAUUCUGAAUAAUUUACAUACACGCACAAAUACACAAGUGUUAGCUGUCAGUUCUGGGGAGAAAUCUUCUUUCCAAGCAACUGACUUAAUGUAAGGAUGCUUGUUUCUCUCUCUCUCUCUUAAAAAAAAAAAAUUGUACGUUUUGUAUGCUAGGCAGGCUGUCUUCCAGGCAUAUUACCUUAUAUUAUAAUUUUGCAGUACCUGAAGAACAUCCUUGGGCUCAUGUUAGCUUGUAAAGGUAAGUAAAUGCUUUGCAGUGUAGAAAGUCUUUGUUCUUUUAAGACCUUUUUAUUGUCUCCACUUAAACAAAGCUGCAGUGUAGCAUUUGUUUUCCCAUGUAUCGCACAGUGGAAGGUAAUUGAAUCUGAUUUUAAUUUUAUAUCUGCAAGGGUCUGAUACAAGGCUCUGGGUGGGCAUCCUUUAGAAAAGGUGAAAGUAUUAUGUCUACCACUAAAAUAACUUCACCAUUGUCCACAAAAUUGUAAAUGCUUAUAUGAUAACUACAUCUUACAUGACCAUGAGAAGAUGGCUUUGGUGAACCUCUGGAGGGACGAAGUUCCAAGGCUGAUGAGAAGCUACCGAGAACCCUUUUCUGCCUGCCUUCAUGUUUUUGGGUGUGGCACACACACAGAUGGAUCUCACUGGAGUGGGGGAAGGACGGGGUGGAGUGUGUGGGGUCCAAACCGCCUUUCCGAAGCAUGUUAAGGUCCAAAUGAUUUGAUUGGAAACCAGUGAUAGUUUCCCCUCUCUGCUUCAGUAGCUUUCUGUUGUACAUCUAACCAAGGUUCAUAGUUCUCUACUUGUACAGUUAUUUAGUUAUAUCUUGGUUUUGUCCCCAGUGGUGACCCAAAGGAGCAUACAACAUUGUUCUACCCUCCAUUUUAUCCUCACAACAACCCUGUGAGGUUUUUUAAAUAAUAUACCCUACUUCUCAGACCUAGCUUCUGAGAUGGCCCCAUAUAUCAGUAAAGCAACUUAAUGCUCCUUUCUUGAUAAAAAUGUUGGUAAAACUGGGUCAUUGUUUACACAGUAAGAUAAAAAAAAAUACAACUGAAUUAAUUUGAGAGCGGGUUCAUAGUUCUCUACUUGUACAGUUAUUUAGUUAUAUCUUGGUUUUGUCCCCAGUGGUGACCCAAAGGAGCAUACAACAUUGUUCUACCCUCCAUUUUAUCCUCACAACAACCCUGUGAGGUUUUUUAAAAUAAUAAUAUACCCUACUUCUCAGAUGUAGCUUCUGAGAUGGCCCCAUAUAUCAAUAAAGCAACUUAAUGCUCCUUUCUUGAUAAAAAUGUUGGUAAAACUGGGUCAUUGUUUACACAGUAAGAUAAAAAAAAAUACAACUGAAUUUGAGAGCAGGUAAACAAUACAAUUACUUACAAAGCACAUCAGUCAUAUGGCACAUCAACAACCUGAAAGAACGGACCAGUUAACUUACAGUUUACUUGACAGGAGAAGAGACUGUUGAGAAAGCUGAUAACCAACAAUGUAAUCUUCAUAUAAUUUUCAUGUAAGCUGUACAUUAGAGGCUUAACACCAAAACCAAGUGAGCAUUUUUCUAAAGUACCGUAAUUGGAUAGAGUGUUGGGGUUGUUUUUGUUGUUGCUGCUGUGCUUAAAAUUGGACAAUAUUCGAUUCACUUUGUAUUUAGUGAAGAGUGUUCAGCAUCUCAAGAAGGUACCACCGUCAAGGUAAGUCUUAUGGAUGUCUUGAAAUUCCUUGUAUCACUGCUAAAACGACUAAAUAUAUAAAUACCUAGAACUCUUGUUUGAGGACACAUCUGUAUUACUAAAUUGCCGGCUUAGUCCUGGUGCUCUGUGGGCCGUUGUGACUGAUCGUCGUCGGAAGGAGUAGCGCUGGAUCUGACACAUGCGUCCGUGGAAUUCUGUUGCUCACGCCCCUGUUUGAAAGACCCAGCAAUAUUGUACAGUCAAGGCACUCUGUGUUUUGUAUUAGACACACUGUACUACCCUGAACUCCAACCAAUUUUGCAUUUCUUUGAUUUCUUCACAAGCGUGUAAAAUAACAUGCCUUCAUUCUCUCUGCUCUCUGCCUAGAGUGGGUGCCGAUGGCCCAAUGCAGAUGCAGCAGUCUCUGCACUCCAGUGCCUCUGUGUCAUUGUUCAUCUCCCUGAGAAACACUCUUUAGCUCCACUGAAGUUU